Aspergillus calidoustus is the source of this 879-nucleotide messenger RNA. NCBI's taxonomy places the organism in Eukaryota, Fungi, Ascomycota, Eurotiomycetes, Eurotiales, Aspergillaceae. The record is from the annotation of a GenBank genome assembly.
AUGGGCUCAACCUGGCAUCAAGCGACAUUUCUAGAGAGAUUGGACUCUCACUCCUACAGCGUUGUUCUACACGAUGACUGGUGUAAUGGUCCAGUGCCUCAUGGGGGCUAUAUCGUGUCCUGCUUCAUGAGAGCCGUGACUGCCCACUUCGAGGACACACUGAAGCGCGACCAGCCACACACCAUGACCCUCCACGUCGAGUUCACCAGACGAGCUCAGAUUGGCCCUGCCAGAGUCGUUAUCAAGGAUGUCAAGCUCGGGAGGCGUCUGUCGGCUGUCAAUGUAUCCCUGGUUCAACAGGAAAAGGAGGUAAUUCUGGGCUAUAUCACCCGCGUGAACUUUGACAAUGAGCGAGGGAUAUCCAUCAAUACGGGAUGGGAGCUCUACCCGUUGCCUUAUGGCGUGGACCUCUCCAAACUCAGGGACGGACAGGAUGACAGAUGGGUUGAGCCCUAUCAAGGGCUAAUGUCGCAUCGUCAUGUGCGGACUUUUACUCCUAGCAGGGGCCAAUAUCUCACAGGAAUGGUGGACCAGUGGGUAUGCUGGAGAGAGGCCGACACUGAUACUGGAGCGCGCUUUACGAAUGAGACAUUGGGCUACGUGGCCGACGUGUUUUAUGUCGAGCCAAGCUUUACAAUUUUCUCUUUUGCAACUCUGAGUCUGAACCUGGAUAUAAGAAAGGCAUUACCAAGUGCGGGAUUGGAGUGGCUGUUUAUGAGAACGACAAUGAAGCAGCUGAAGAAUGGGAGGGUCGAUGCUGAGAUUAUUAUCAUGGAUUCGGUUGGCGAGCUGAUAGCCGUGAGCAAGCAUGCCACUCUGAUCCAGCUCAAUCAAGGUGGUCCGGAAGGUGGUGAAGCUGAGCAGAAGGCCAAAAUAUGA